AGUAAUCUUAGCUGGGUUUGGUGGCACCGUUGCAGGGAGGGGAUGGUAGGAAGUUGAGUAAGUGAGGAACCAUGUGCUAGCAAAUAUAUUCCAAGCGACAGCUGGAAGAACCAUGCCCCGGAUCGCCUGGAAUGCGGUAGACGGUGAGCGAACGGGACUUUUAUGGAAACUUGCUACGGGGGAGACGUAAUUUUACCCAAACGACAUUGAGUCUGGUCAAGUGGUGGUUCCAGGCCGGUACAUGCAGCAGCUCCGCUCCCCUUUUACUCUGAGAACUUCCGCGGAUUAACCAGCUCGACCCGAAGACCCAUUCCUGAUUUAUUUCCAAACUCACCCCCGGAGGAAGAUGCUUCUAUCUACAUCUAAACCUGUUCAUAAAUCAUACGUGCCAAAGCUGGCCAAGGGAGAUGUUAAGACUAAGUUCGAAGCCAUGCAAAAAGCGCGGGAGGAAAGGAGCAAGAGGAGAUCUGGAGAAGAAAGGAGAAGGAGAAAUGAACAGUAUAAGAAGGAGAAAGAAUGGACAAAGAUAAAACAGGAGCUAAGGGAACUACUUGCUUCAGAUGAUGAAGAUGAGAACAAAUCAAACGAACUGAAGAAGGCGUACGUCCCUAAAAUGACAGGGACAGUCAAGGGCAAGUUUGAGGAAAUGGAAAAGGUAAGGCAAGAGGAGGAGAAGAAAAGAAUGGAGGAGGAGCGGCAGAGAAGGAUUCAUCAGGACAUCCUGGAGAAGAGGAAGUUACAACGCGAACUUGCAAGAAAGGCCGCAGAGGAAAAGGAUGAGGAGACAGAGAGCCCAGCUGUCUGCAAGAGUGAAAUCCGCCCUGGGAAGUUAAAACUCAGCUUCGAAGAAAUAGAAAGGCGAAGACAGGAUGAGGAAAAGAGGAAAGUUGAGGAGGAAGCAAGACGGCGUAUUGAGGAAGAAAAGGCAGCCUUUGCUGAAGCACGCAAGUCUUUAGCGGAAGAUGAGGAAGAUCUACCCAGUCUCAGCAUGGCUCAGAAAGACCCAGUGCGACCCGGGAAACUGAAGCUGAGCUUCGAAGAGCUGGAGAGGCAGCGCCAGGAGGAGGAACAGCGCAGAGCAGAGGAAGAUGCUCGCAAGCGCCUGGAGGAAGAGAGGAAACAAUUUGCCGAAGCUCGGAGAAACAUGAGUCCUGACCAGGAUAGCAAUCAGAAGGAUCAUGCAAGUUCACACAAGGAGGAUUAUGGACCUGAUGAAGUAUCUGAUGAAGAACCAAACGAUGCCAAAAGAAUGUCUUUGGAUGUGAAUGAUAUGCACUGUCCAGGCAAAUUGGAAAUCAACUUUGAAGAGCUUUUGAAACAAAAGAUGGAGGAAGAGAAAAGGCGGACGGAGGAGGAGCGAAGACAGAAACUAGAACAGGAGAAACAAGAAUUUGAACAACAGCGACAAGAAAUGGGAGAGGAUGAAAUCAAUGAGAGCUCUGGAGUUGUAAGUACAGAGUAUGAAGAGCUGAUGAGGCUAAAAAGAACAGGUUCCAUUCAAGCCAAAAACUUAAAGUCAAAGUUUGAAAAGAUUGGCAAGCUGUCAGAGGAGGAAAUACAGAAGAAGAUCGAAGAUGAAAGAGCCAAGAGGAGAGCGGAGGACCUGGAGAUAAAGGAAAGAGAAUCUGAACGAUUCAGAGAGGAAGAAACAGAAGAGGUCACAAAGGAGCCUAAAAGAGAUGACGCUCCAUUUACACACAAAGUUGACAUGCGAGCUCGCUUUCAGCAAAUGGCUAAAGCAAGAGAGGAAGAAGAAAGGAGAAGAAUUGAAGAGCAAAAACUUCAACGGAUGCAAUUUGAGCAGAAGGAAAUUGAUGCAGCACUGCAAAAGAAAGGGGAUGAAGAGGAGGAGGAGGAAGGCAGCAUUGUUAAUGGAUCAACCUGUGAGGAUGACAAUGAAGAACUCAUUCGGUCUGGCGCUCCAUGGUUCAAGAAACCCCUCAAGAAUACAUCUGUUGUGGAUGGAGAGCCUGUAAGGUUCACUGUGAAAAUCAUGGGAGAACCCACACCAGGGGUCACGUGGUGGUUUGAGGGUGAAAUGUUGCAAGACUGCGAGGACUAUCAAUACAUUGAAAGAGGAGAAACUUACUGCCUUUACCUACCUGAAACCUUCCCUGAAGACGAAGGAGAAUACAUGUGCAAAGCUGUCAACACCAAAGGAACAGCUGCUAGCACUUGCAUUCUCACCAUUGAAAGUGUCAACUCCUGCUUGUACCCGAUUCCACAAGUACAAGCUAUUCUCCAGGAUGCCAUCCAACUGUUCAGUCAGCAAGCAUGAGCCACAACAGUGUAAAGAUUGUUCGGCUAUUUAACUAUUAACAUCUCAGUCAAAGCCAACCCGGACUUCAACUGGCACUGCCAUUUGCACGCUUCUGAAGUGGGGAUUACUAGAUGUUAAUUAAGGAUGAUUCACCUCAUGCAUCCUGGAUGAGAUCAGCCAAAUCUCUAGGACAACCAGCGAUGGGAAAUAAAUGCUGGCCUAGCCAGCACUGCCCAUAUCCCAUGAAUGAACAAAUAUUAAGAUACCAGGAAUCAAAUGUGGGCCCUGUUGGUCUGUACGGCCAAAAACAGACUGCCUUUAUUAAGAAAAAUGAGCCACUGAACAGAUCAGUGGAUUGCUUUUAAACAAGUGCAUGCAAAAUAUUAUAUAAAGAAACCUUGUCUUACUUGGAUCUGGUUGACCCUGUUGCUGCCAGGGCUGAUAGGCAUUCCCCCAUCCUUGUGGAGCAUAUGGAGCUGGUGGACCACUGCAGAGGUUAAGAGAUUACAUCAUGGCAACAUAAUACAUACUUUGGCUAAGUCUAAAACAAUUGUGUUGUGCAAAAUCAAUUUACUUACUGUUGAGGAGGACCAGGUGGCCCUGGAUUAUAGGGCCCCGGAUUA
Rhincodon typus (whale shark) is the source of this 2883-nucleotide messenger RNA. RefSeq names its product nexilin (F actin binding protein) (gene nexn). The record is from RefSeq and is a predicted model, not a curated record. Gene Ontology annotation, molecular function: cell-cell adhesion mediator activity. Gene Ontology annotation, cellular component: axon; plasma membrane. The transcript has 12 exons. The coding region runs from base 347 to 2278 and encodes 643 amino acids. Gene Ontology annotation, biological process: homophilic cell-cell adhesion; dendrite self-avoidance; axon guidance. NCBI's taxonomy places the organism in Eukaryota, Metazoa, Chordata, Chondrichthyes, Orectolobiformes, Rhincodontidae.